AUGGCGGCGAACCACGAGAAGCAUGGCCUGCUCUUGGCCGCCGCCAUCCUGCUGCUCCUUCUUUUCCUCCUAGCCAAGCUCAGGCGGCGUCGCAAGAAGUAUGGUGGCGUGCCGCUGAACCCGCCUCCGGGGCCAUGGCAGCUGCCGGUGAUCGGCAGCAUGCACCACCUCGUGGGCGCGCUCCCGCACCGCGCCAUGCGCGACCUCGCCCUCCGGCACGGCCCUCUCAUGCUGCUCCGCAUGGGCGAGCUCCCCGUCGUCGUGGCCUCGUCAGCGGCCGCGGCGAGGGACGUCCUCAAGACCCACGACGCCGCCUUCGCCACGCGUCCGAGAACGAACACCAUCGCCACGCUCGACGGAGACGGCCUCGGCUUCGCUCUCGCGCCGUACGGCGACCACUGGCGCCGCGUCCGCAAGCUCUGCGUCACGGAGCUGCUCGGCGCGCCGCGGGUCCGGUCGUUCCAGGGGACACGCGAGGCUGAGGCGGCCGCCCUCGUCGCGUCCGUGGCCGCCGCGGCGGCGUCCGGGGACGUCGUGAACGUCAGCUCCCUCGUCAGCACGUACGUCGUCGACGCCGCGGUGCGCGUCAUUGUUGGCGACCGGAUCGCGGGCCGCGACGCCUUCCUGGCGUGCCUGGAGGAGGGCCUCAGGUUGUCCUCCGGGUUCAGCCUCGCCGACCUGUUCCCGUCGUCGCGCCUCGCGCGCGCGCUCAGCAGGAGGUCGCGCCAGGUGGAGGCGGCAGCCCAGGAGAUGUCCAGGGUCAUGGACGGCGUCAUCGAGGAGAAACGCGCGAGGAAGGCGGCCGGCAAUGGCAUGGGCAGGGAGGAAGAGCAGGACAUCCUGGACGUGCUUCUGGACGGCGGCGGUACCGCGCCUCUCGACAUCGGGACCAUCCGUGCCGUGGUGAGGGAUCUCUUCGGAGCCGGGAGCGAGUCCUCGGCGUCGACGCUGCAGUGGGCCAUGGCGGAGCUGAUGCGGAGGCCGGCGGCGCUCCGGAGGGCGCAGGCGGAGGUGCGGGGCGCGCUCGCCGGGCAGAGCCGCGUCCGGGAGGAGGCCCUGCAGGAGCUGCCGUACCUGCGGCUGGUGAUCAAGGAGACGCUCCGGCUGCACGCCACGGUGCCGCUGAUGCUGCCGCGGGAGAGCCGCGAGGCCACCCGCGUCCUCGGGUACGACGUGCCGCAGGGCACCAUGGUGCUGGUCAACGCUUGGGCCAUCGGCCGGGACGCGGCGACCUUUGGCGCGGACGCUGAGGAGUUCCGGCCGGAGAGGUUCGAGGAGGGGACCGCGGCGGCGCUGGACUUCAGGGGGACAGACUUCGAGCUCCUGCCGUUCGGCGCGGGGCGGAGGAUGUGCCCCGGGAUCACGUUCGGGCUCGCCGUCAUGGAGCUCGCGCUGGCGAGCCUCCUCUUCCAUUUCGACUGGGAGCUCCCCGGCGGCACGGUGGAACUGGACAUGGCGGAGACGUUCGGGGUCACGGCGAAGAUGAAGAACGACCUGUGGCUGCAUGCUGCCGUCGUCGUGCCACCUCUGUAAAUAAAUUUGUACGC
Triticum aestivum (bread wheat) is the source of this 1547-nucleotide messenger RNA. RefSeq names its product desmethyl-deoxy-podophyllotoxin synthase-like. The transcript has a single exon. The record is from RefSeq and is a predicted model, not a curated record. Gene Ontology annotation, molecular function: iron ion binding; oxidoreductase activity, acting on paired donors, with incorporation or reduction of molecular oxygen; heme binding. Lineage: Eukaryota; Viridiplantae; Streptophyta; Magnoliopsida; Poales; Poaceae. Bases 1 to 1533 code for a protein of 510 amino acids.